GAGCGUGCGCUGAGGAACGUGUUGGGGCCUCGGUUCCGAGGACUUGGAAGAGAACCCGCUUGAGCAACAAUGGCGGGGCAGCGCAUCCCGGUACCUCGGCUCGAGGGUAUUUCGCAGGAGCAGUUCAUGCAGCACCUCUAUCCGCAGAGAAAGCCUCUAGUAUUGGAAGGAAUUGAUCUAGGGGCAUGCACAAGUAAAUGGACAGUGGAUUACCUAAGCCAGGUCGGAGGAGCGAGAGAAGUGAAGAUUCAUGUUGCUGCAGUUGCCCAGAUGGACUUCAUUAGUAAGAACUUUGUAUAUAGAACUUUACCUUUUGACAAGUUGAUUCAGAGGGCAGCUGAAGAAAAGCACAAAGAAUUCUUUAUUUCAGAGGAUGAGAAAUAUUACUUACGGUCACUUGGAGAAGACCCUAGAAAGGAUGUUGCAGAUAUCAGAAAGCAGUUUCCUUUAUUGGAAGGAGAUAUUAAGUUUCCAAAAUUCUUCAAAGAAGAACAGUUCUUUUCCAGUGUUUUUAGAAUAAGUUCACCAGGAUUGCAACUAUGGACUCACUAUGAUGUAAUGGAUAACUUCUUAAUACAAGUGACAGGAAAAAAACGUGUGGUACUCUUCAGUCCUCGAGAUGCCCAGUAUUUAUAUUUGUCAGGCACUAAAUCAGAAGUACUGAAUAUAGAUAAUCCAGACUUAGCUAAAUAUCCACUGUUUUCCAAGGCAAGAAGGUAUGAAUGUUUCCUUGAAGCUGGAGAUAUAUUAUUUAUUCCUGCUUUAUGGUUCCAUAAUGUAAUUUCUGAAGAGUUUGGAGUUGGAGUGAAUGUCUUUUGGAAGCACCUUCCAUCUGAAUGCUAUGAUAAAACAGAUACCUAUGGAAACAAAGAUCCUACAGCAGCAUCAAGAGCUGCUCAAAUUUUGGACAGAGCUUUAAAAACACUGGCUGAAUUACCAGAGGAAUACAGGGACUUCUAUGCACGGCGAAUGGUCUUACACAUUCAGGACAAAGCUUACAGCAAAAACUUCGAGUAAAUAAUGAAGUAAAUAUGAAAUAUUAGCGUUAAGAUUAAAUUGACCUCAAAUAUUGGAAAAGUUGAAUAAUACGUAAAUUGUUUUUUUUUUAAGAUUUUUUGUGUUUAAAUUAUGAAAGAAAUCAGUUUCAGAUUUAUAGAUUAAAGGAAUGUUUGCAUAGUUUCUACUUAAUAUAGUGUUAUGGUUGAAAAAAUACAGUAACUGGGACCACUCUUUAAUUUUGAGAUACAAAUAACUAAAAAUCCAACUUUAAACAUUAAACAAUAAGAAAGUAUAUUAAAUUAUUAUGCAUGAAGUUUUUCUGCUAGGAUGGGCUUCAGUAUUUCUAAUUUAUAGUGCCGCCAAGAAGUAGAGGUUUUUUUCCUCCCCACUCUUCUCAAUGGCAGCAUUGGCAUCAUCCUAAGCUGGCUACUCUCAUGGUCAUGGGAUGAUUGCCAAUAGCAGUUGGGGCCGUGUGCAUCCUCAUUUACAUGCAGUGGAGGAUUCAGGCUGGAUUCCAGGAGCCCUGUCUUAAUAUAAGAAAGCUUUCCCAGAAUUUUCCACCAAAUCCUUGGGUCUCGUUGAUUGAAAGUUGCUUAGAUCUGUCCAUCCCCAAGCCAGUCACUGGCACAGCGUAAGGAAUAAUCCUUAGGCCAGCUGGGUUUAUGGAGCUGGAAGUAGAAUCCUUCCUGAGGCACUUGAGAUAUGUAUGGGUGCAGAAUGGAUAAUUUUUUAAAUCAGGGUUCUGAUAAGAAAGGAAAAAGGGUAGGCAGCCAACAACGUCUACAUUAAUUUUUUGAACUUUUUAAAACAUGCCUAAACCUUAACUUUGUAGAUUUUGAUUCAGUAUGUUUGGGACUUGGUAUAGGUAUCAGUAUGUGACAGAGCUCAUAGGUUUUUUUGAUGCAUAAUCAAGAUUUGAGAACCACUGGAUUAGAUGACAGUCAUUUGAAUUAAUUUUGUGAUAUAUCCAAAACAAAUUUUUAAUCUGAUCCUGGUUUUUCUUGGCACCCAAUAGAAGUCAGGUCUAUCCCUUUUAAGUUUUUGAAUGUUAAAAAAUACUCAAAUCAGUUUUAACUGAUACCUAUAGCUAAACUUUAACCAAAAGUUUGCCUCCCACUAAAAACUUUUCCAACUAGCCUUUUUUAAAACAGAAAAAAAAAAAUUUAAGAAUGAAUACAUUAGACAUCCCAGUGAUGCUGUUGUCACUGAAGACAAUGAGCUAUUAUAUGUUGAACUGUGCCAUUCUUUGUCUUGCACUUACUAAUUACAUUGCAAUGCCAUUGAAGAAAGACCAAAUAUAUUCACUGAACCCAAAUGUGCCCAUCUAAAGCAACCUCAGUACAUUAAUUUGCUGCAUGUUAAUUACAGAGAAAAAAAUUUUCUUGAAAACCCUUCACUCCUGUGUUUAGAGUUUUCAGCUAUUAAGAGGAGGUUACAAUAACUAAGGAAAAUGUGAGGACUACAGUGAAGUUACUCAGGUCAACAAAAGUGAAAAACUGUGAGAUCUAACCAUUAGAGUUUGAUUUUUGGUUACUUCUUAGUUUAAACAAAAUAUGUUAUGAGUGAUUCCUUAUGGAAAGAAAAAUCAAAACCCCUGUUUGUUUGAACAGUAUAGUCAGCUUUUUAAUAAGCUCUCCUUGGUUUUGCUUUUGAACCAGUUUGAGAAUCCGUGCAAAAUUGUAUCCAGAUCCACAUAGAAAUCUUAGAAGUAAAAUUGGGAUUACAGUUUGCCCAAUGUAUAUAUAUAUAUAUUUUUUUUAUUUGGGAAGUAAACAAGAUAUCCUUAGCAAGGUUAAUAAAUCUUUAUGAAGCUUAUUUUCCUAUCUUUAAGACAUAACAUAUACUUUAUAGGAUUGCCUAAAUACAAGGAGAUAGUUUAACGGUAGAGACAGUUGGUAACUGGUACAAACUUCUAUUUAAUCAUAUUCUUUUGUGGAGAGAUUUGAGAUAACUCCUGUUGCAAUGUUAAAUUGUAACACCUGAAAAAUCUAGAGAUGAACCUUUUGGGAAGUUUUAAGAUUAUUUCCCUAGUUGUAACUUUUAUGGGCCUGUUUGUUUUAAAUACAAUUUAUUUUAAUCUCUUCUACUUACAGGAUUGAGACCAAAUGAGAUGUUUUUAAUUAUUAUGUUAUACAGUAUGUAGUAGCUAGAUCUCAGGAAUUCCAAAUCGUAGAAUUUUAUUGCUGAAAGGGAUCUUAGCAAUCAGGUCAUCAAAUUGCUUAAAUAAUGAUCUGGGCUCACAGGGUUAAGUGACAGAAACUGGAAUUACAGUUCUGACCAAAUUAAUAAUUCUCCAUUCUUUCUCAUGUGCUACACAUCUCAAAUAUUUCUGAAUAGAUGAUAGUUAUUCUCUGGUUAACUUGGGGGCUUGAACUGACACAAAUGUUUUUCCUUUGCCAACAGCAUUUCUUAUUGUACUGCCUACUACACAGGCAAGGAAUACAAGAUAAGACCAAUGAACAGGUAGACAGCAAAGUGCAAUAUAUAAUGGAUAUUGUGUAAAGAAUGAGGCAGGGCUAUAUUUACUGGCAAAAAAUCUUUAUAAGGCAUUAGAUGAGAAAAAGGUUUGAAGCUGGGUUUAUUUAGUGUGCUGUUAUUUGUGCAAAACAAAGGUGUUCCCUAAGUAAGCAUUUUUUCCUUUGUGCUGAAUUAUCUCUGAAAGGAUUCACAAGAAACCAGUGAUGAUUAUGGUUGGACAGAUAGAUGGGCGGACUGGAAUUUGCCUUUGUGUAUAAUUUGAAAAUAAUAUUUCACCUCUCUAAUAUCCUUUCAAAAUAAAUUUUAAAAACAUGUAGAAUUAGCUUUUGUAAGCAUUAAUAUUUGUCUUGGUAUAUACUUACAUGGAAAUUCUGUUUAUCCAAUAAUUAACUGCAAACAUUUCCAUAAAAUACCAAAUGGGUAAUAAAAACGGCAACAUCCUUUUGAAUAGCAGCUAUGUGCACCUGGGAAGAACCUUAGUAGGGAUGCUUUUUUCUUCCUAUCAAAAUUUGCCAACAGAUAUGGAAGUUAAAUCUAAGAUGCUGACCAAAAAAAUGCAGGAAGCUGGAAUCUUGAGGGAGUUGGAACCACUGACUCCUUCCCCUAGUGCUAAAAAUUACAUGUAGUCAGGAGGAACUAACAUUAGAUUGGCACACAUCUCUGGUGUUACCUGAAAGUCUUGCUUCCAGUAUAUAGGCCAUGAAGGUUUGGGUGUCUUAAACACGCCUAGGUUGUAUUUUAUUUUUUAAAGUUCAUUAACUGGGAUACUAAAAUGACCAUCUGAAAUGACUGUCCAUCACUACCUAGGGCUGCUGGCCUCUUGGCAUUUGUAAAGAGCAACCUAUAUUUACAAAUGAUUAUCUUAUCCCUCAAAUAUGUAUCUUAAAGAUCAUUUUAGAAGAAAUAAUAAACGAUAGCUUUUUUAGGAACACUUACUUUUGUGUCAUGCCUUGCCUCUUAAGCCAUAGUCUGUUGCACAUUUCCAUACUCACAUGUUGGGUCUUUUAUCUGUACUGUAUCCUUAGCACUUAGACCUGCCUUGCCCUUGGUGAAUGCUUAGAUAUUAACACAUGAAUAAAAUGAAAAACAUCACACAUAUUCUAACCGAGUCUCUAAGACAGCUACAGAAUGAUAAGCACAAAAAAAGGGAAGAACUUAUUUUUGAAAGAUUUUGUUUAGGAAAUUCAACAGAAGAAAUGGAAAUAAUGCAAAUUUUGGUGGAGCACUAAAUAAAAGAAGGGAUGUAUUAUUUAUAGAAAAGGUUCAAAGUUGCUCAUUUAAAGAAACAUGAACAUUAAUGAGAACAUAUAAACCCUAACUGGAAAAGUAGAAACAGCUUCCUUUCAAAUAAUAAUCUGAAGUUAACAAAUCAAAUAACAUAAAGCACAUCCAAACACAUUUCUAUGGAUUAAUUUUAAUACAACUGUACAUUCAUGCUGUGGUGGUAACAAUGUUCACAUUAUUUGUAUGACUACUUUUUUCAGUUACACAAACACAAAGGCACAAUUCAAAAGGAUACAAUAACAUUUACACUUGUUUUAAACACAUGGGGGAAAGGACAAAUUUGAACUAUUAAAAUAUUUGAAUAUGGAUCAACUUGAAUGUCUCAUUUUGAUGCAAUGGCAUUUCCAGAUGUCUAAUGAGCUAUGUUAACAUCCAUUGAGCAUAUAACAAUUAUUCCUAAGCAGUCACAUGACCAGAUAGCUAAAGAACCCAGAUUUUUUUAAUUCAGUUAAAAAUCCUACUUUUUCCCAUUUUAGUUAAUCCUAUAAAAAUAAAUGUCUUUCUCUCAGAACAUUCAGUAACUCAACUAGAUACACUUAAGUUUAACCAAGAAUUAUUAAACUGAAAAAAAAAUGGUGGUGCUUUAAGACAAGGAAAUCAAUGCUAGAAUCAGAUUGACUUGUUUUCCUUGAUGAGAAUUUUUGGUCUCAAAAUAGUUAUUUAAAGAAACUGAAGCAAUAUAAAACUACUUUGUCCUUAAAAAAUUAAGAGAUACUAUUCUGCAGUUUAUAGAAGGAAGAAUGUUACUUUUAAGU
This is a messenger RNA of Talpa occidentalis (Iberian mole), 5516 nucleotides long. It is a transcript of the gene TYW5, whose product is annotated as tRNA-yW synthesizing protein 5. The transcript has 8 exons. The record is from RefSeq and is a predicted model, not a curated record. Gene Ontology annotation, molecular function: 2-oxoglutarate-dependent dioxygenase activity; tRNA binding. The coding region runs from base 70 to 1017 and encodes 315 amino acids. NCBI's taxonomy places the organism in Eukaryota, Metazoa, Chordata, Mammalia, Eulipotyphla, Talpidae. Gene Ontology annotation, biological process: wybutosine biosynthetic process.